AUGGACUACCUUAUACUUCUCUUUAUUUCCUUUGUCUUGUUGGCAGUCAUUCAUGUCCUUAUUUCCAGCUUAGGUAGAAAAAGCACCAAAUCUCACAAACAAGCCCCAGGGCCUCGUCCUUAUCCUAUAAUAGGAAACAUCUUGGAACUUGGCACCAAACCCCACCAGUCACUUACUAAGCUUUCUCAAACCUAUGGACCUAUAAUGAGUCUCAAGUUAGGCAACAUAACCACCAUAGUUAUUUCCUCUCCCCAAAUAGCCAAAGAAGUAUUUCAUAAACAUUAUCAAAUCUUCGGUAAUAGGACAGUUCCAGAUACUGUAAGAGCACUUGACCACCACCAACUUUCAGUGGCAUGGAUGCCUCCUUCAUCUCAAUGGAGGAUCCUCAGGAGAGUUUGUGUUAACAAAGUACUCUCUUCUCAGAAACUUGAUUCUACACAAGUUCUUCGUCAAAGGAUGGUGCAAGAAUUGCUGGAUUAUGUUAAGGAAAGUUGCAAGAAAGGUAAAGCUUUGAAUAUUGGUGAGGCUUCAUUUACAACCAUUCUUAAUUCCAUAUCAAACACUUUCUUCUCUAUGGAUUUGGCUCAUUACACUUCUGACAAGUCUCAAGAGUUCAAGGACAUCGUUUCCGGUAUCACGGAAGACCUUGGAAGGCCUAAUGUUGUGGACUAUUUCCCAAUCUUUCGCGUGCUUGAUCCACAGGGUGCUCGUGCAAGAAUGAAUAGUUACUUUGGAAAGUUAAUUGCGUUUUUUGAUGGUCUUAUAGAAGAAAGAUUGCGCUUAAGAUCUUUAGAAAAUGAAACUAAGGCAUUCAAUGACGUGCUAGAAUCUCUGUUGGAAGUCAUGCUAGAAGAGAAUUCACAAGUGAGCCGUCAACAUGUUUUGCAUUUAUUUCUGGAUUUAUUUGUGGCUGGAACAGACACAACAUCAAUUACAGUAGAAUGGGCGAUGGCUGAGUUGCUACACAAACCAGAAAAACUAGAAAAAGUUAGAAAAGAGCUUCAAGAGGUACUUGUCAAAGGUGAACAACUUGAAGAAUCACAUAUCUCAAAGCUUCCUUUCCUACAAGCAGUAGUGAAGGAAACUUUUCGCUUGCACCCACCACUUCCAUUCAUAAUGCCACUCAAGUCAGAAGUUGAUUUUGAACUAUGUGGCUACAUGUUGCCUAAAAAUGCACAAGUUCUGGUUAAUGUAUGGGGCAUGGGGAGAGAUUCAAGUAUUUGGAAAAACCCAAAUGAAUUUAUGCCUGAAAGAUUCUUGGAGAGUGAGAUUGAUUUUAAAGGCCAAGACUUUGAGUUGAUUCCCUUUGGGGCUGGAAGAAGGAUAUGCCCCGGAUUGCCAUUGGCUAUUAGGACUGUGCAUAUUGUGUUGGCCUCUCUUCUACGUGAUUAUGAUUGGAAGCUCGCUAAUGGGCUAAAGGCAGCAGACAUGGACAUGUCUGAGAAAUAUGGGCUUACUUUGCAUAAGGCCCAAUCUCUCCAAGUGAUUCCCAUUCAAGCCCAACAAUGA
Molecule: messenger RNA, 1509 nt
Organism: Gastrolobium bilobum
Lineage: Eukaryota; Viridiplantae; Streptophyta; Magnoliopsida; Fabales; Fabaceae
Product: cytochrome P450 76T24-like
Exons: 2
Coding region: 1-1509 (502 amino acids)
Molecular function (GO): oxidoreductase activity, acting on paired donors, with incorporation or reduction of molecular oxygen; heme binding; monooxygenase activity
Source: RefSeq, a predicted model, not a curated record